GCGCCUCCCGGUCGCAGUAGUACAGAGAAACAAGCUGAGAGUAAAACGGAAGAUUUCUGGAAGUAUUUUUGGAGCGUUUAAAAUUCUUAUUUGAAAAAUUUGGGAUUUUCGUUCCUGGUGAAAGUUGUUCGUGACUGUUUGAACGAGACCUGUCCGGAAGAAGCGAGACGAUGAAGUGCAUUAUAGGAAUUGGCGGGGUGACUAAUGGUGGUAAAACCACUCUGACAAAUAACUUGAUCAAGACUUUGCCCAACUGCUGUGUCGUGCAUCAAGAUGACUUUUUCAAGAAACCCGAUCAGAUAGAAGUCGGGGAGGACGGCUUUAAACAGUGGGAUGUUAUCACAGCGUUGGAUAUGGAGGCCAUGACCAACACGAUAAAAGGCUGGAUUGAGAACCCGGUGAAGUUUGCCAGAUCUCACGGUGUCCCUUUGUCUUCUUCCUCUGAUUUGGCCAACACCGACGAGCAGAUCCACAUCUUGAUUGUGGAGGGCUUCCUGCUCUACAACUACCCGCCCCUGCUGGACGUCUUCGACAAGUGCUACUACAUCUCGAUACCCUACGAGGAGUGCAAGAGAAGAAGAAGUACGAGACAGUACACCGUCCCUGACCCUCCCGGCCUGUUCGAUGGCCACGUGUGGCCCAUGUACCUGAAACACAGGAAACAGAUGGAGGACAGUGGCUUGAAUAUCGUGAACCUCGAUGGCUUGAAAUCCAAACAGGAAAUCUACAACCAGGUGUAUGAAGACAUUCAGAACAACCUGCUCAAUCGUUUAUAGCAGGAGGACUCGUCUCCACACCUGUACAGAAUCUGUAAAUAGGCCCAGUGACUUUUUUUUAUGAAGGUUUUUUGUAAUAUUCAUUUUUUUUGUAAAUGGACGAAUGAAUGUUAACUUAUCGUUGUCUUUUUAUCAUUUUUCUGAUGAUCAAUGUUUUAGUUAUUUCUGUGAAGGUGAUUGUUGAACCGCUCGUUACUUUGUUACCAUUACAUUAAACAGCUUGUAUUGGCCCAUUUAUGUGCCAGCCACAUUCACCUGUCAAUAAAAGCAUUAUUUGCUGUUGA
Pelmatolapia mariae (spotted tilapia) is the source of this 1060-nucleotide messenger RNA. RefSeq names its product muscle-specific beta 1 integrin binding protein (gene mibp). The coding region runs from base 171 to 776 and encodes 201 amino acids. Gene Ontology annotation, molecular function: ribosylnicotinamide kinase activity. The transcript is spliced from 8 exons. Gene Ontology annotation, cellular component: cytoplasm. The record is from RefSeq and is a predicted model, not a curated record. NCBI's taxonomy places the organism in Eukaryota, Metazoa, Chordata, Actinopteri, Cichliformes, Cichlidae.